UUAUUUAUUUCAUUUGCCGUGUAAAGAAACCAGGUGUCACAAUCAAAUGCACAUAAUACGUUGCUUUAAAAGCGACACAUUAAACAAGAAUUAUAUCAUAAUGACAUUUCCUUUUUUCACCAUUUUGCGCUCAGGAAUCAGGAUUUGCCAUCUUCAUUAUUGCCUAGAGAAGAAAUGCAUUCAAUCUCGUCUUCUUUACCAAAUCCCACAUCGAUGGCAAUGCAUAAUAAGCUAGAAAAACAGGCAAAGGAGAUGAAGAAGAACACCACCACCACCACCACCACCAACAACAACAACAACAACAUGGACGUCAUCAUCACCGUCUAUGUAGAAUCACCAUCACCAUUAAAUACCCAAAUCCCACAUGGAAGCAAUACUGAUCACAUCAAGAAGAUCAAACCAAAACCAACUAAAUCCAAAAACCCUUCAACUUCUUCCAAAGCACAAGGAUAUGAUCGUCGAGCUCAGCUCCUUGCCUAUGCUCAAGAGCUAAGAAAUUCCAAUCCCCAAAAGCUUCAAUGGACCAAAAAUGGCUCAAGGUCUAAAGCUAAGAGCAGUAAAGGUAAUCAAAGAUUAAGCGCUUCAGCUGUGAAACUCCAUCGAAUCAAGAACGGGAAAAGAUAUCAGAGAUUGGUACCGGCAGUGGAUGUAUCUUGCAGUCCCAAUUACAUAUUUCGCAAAAAGAAAAAUGCUUCCAGACGCACUGGGGAAAUUAAGAGGAAUGCUAAAAGGAUUUUGCAGGGAAGAGUAAGAAAAAAUCUGCUGAAACAAAUAUCACGACUGCAUCAAAUAAGCUGGGAUUCAAAAGGAUUUGUGUGAAAAGCUUUAGUUUGAUUUGUUUGUUGUUUUUAAGUGCAUUGUGAUUGCAAAGGAUAUGAUUUUGAUGAGAGUGUCUUUUUAACAUUUUGGAUCCACUAAUUUCUCUAGCAUUUGACUAUUUUUGUUGUGAGAAACCAGUAAGAUCCAUUAUUUUCUCCCAUGUAAACUACCUAGUAUCAAAUGAAUGCACCUCACAGCCUCUUCUAUUUGAAACA
Molecule: messenger RNA, 1034 nt
Organism: Ziziphus jujuba (common jujube)
Lineage: Eukaryota; Viridiplantae; Streptophyta; Magnoliopsida; Rosales; Rhamnaceae
Exons: 3
Coding region: 175-819 (214 amino acids)
Source: RefSeq, a predicted model, not a curated record